UCGUUCUCUGUCUCUCGGCGGCGGCAGCUCAGGGAGGCAGCUGUAUGUGCGUCUGCAUAACAAUUGCCACAGGUAAAGACAGCUGCAUCGUCGGAUGUUGCCAACCCCACAGGGGGUUAGGGAGCCUUUGCUGCUGCGGUUGCAAGUUCUCAUCCCAGCGCGGGGUGCACAUUUCUAAUCAUCUCCAAGAAAGCAUCCUGGAGGGGAAGGACGAGCAGAGGAUCCCAGCAACCCGACCAACAAAUCACAAGCUGAUUCGAAAGAGCACGGGCUUUCAGGGACUGAGGAGAAAACACCACUCAGAGAGAGAGAAGAGAGAAUCAGUGGGAUAUUUUUAAACAUUGUAGCCUCCUGUUUGUGUUUUUGCUCGUCUCUUGCUUUCUACUCUUUCUGUUUCAAUCAUUUUCAUCCACUCCCUGCCUUUCGUCCUUUUCCUCUCUCAUUUUAUCUGUCUGUGGCGGAAUGUUCCCUGCAAAUAGAUGAGAAGAGGCUUUCUGUGCGCUUGCUGCAGUAUUAACGGACAGUGUACUGAGACAGCAGGGCGCUGAGCGGACAGCUUGGGGAAAUCUGAUCCACAGCCGGCUGGAGAAGGAGCAGGAUCACGCGUCGCAGUUGCAGAUUUAUCCGCCCUGUGAUACCACUGCGCGACAACACCCCUCAUUAUUUUUUUUUUACCCUCUCCCUCUCUCAGUCCUCAUCUGAAGUGUUGCUUUUUGACUGGAUCAGGAACAUUAAUUGGAUUCUACUGCUUUUUUCAGCCUCACUGGAAUUUAGAGCACAGCAUAAAGUGGGUUUGGAUCCAAAGAGUGAAAAAUAAAAAUAUCCUCAGUAAAGGAAAGGCUAGUUGAAAAAGCAACACGCGCAAAGACAGCGGAUAAUCCAAGGAGAGUGUACGACACAGGCAUAAACGACAGAUCUCUCGCUCUCUUUCAGUAACGAAAGAGACAGGUUUUGGGAGCUGAGGGACGCUGACUCGGCUAAAGCAGUUGGAACAGGCUGCAUUGGGAAACAUCUUUCAUUUUUUUGGUCCUGCACAGGGUGGGGAGGUAACAAGACCCACCCUGCAAGUUUCACUCCCCUGAUUAGACAAUACUGUCCCGUCGUGGAUCGUGCUUGGAGGGGACAUAUUUGCAUGUUCAGUGGAAAUAGCUGUGGAUUUUUGCUGCAGUGACAUCCGAGCACUGAUGCCACAGAUUCCUCACAUGCACAGAUGUAAAGCUGUUCCUUCCCACCCAUCUCUCCCUCCCGCUCCUCUUUCUCCCUCUUAGAAGCAUCUUCCUCUUCUUCUUCUCCUCCCCUGGCUUACCCUACUGUGAACGUUCUUGAAGUUCACUGUGACUUCAGUUGGACAUCGGGAGUUGGGCAGGACUAAACGCGGACUAAUCGGGCGAUUAUCCGUCUACGCCAGCUCUCCCAUUUCUCACUGGGUGUCUCUGAGUGUGAGUGUGUGUGCUUGUGUGUUUGUGGUUGCGUGUCUGCAUGUACCUCCUGCACCCCUCCCCUUCUCUCUAUCCUUGGAUUACAUAUUUGUGUACGUGUUAUUGAGCGUCCGAUUCCCGUGAAGUCUUUUUGUAUCCAUCUCUCCACCUUUCCCGUUGUCUCUUCUUGUUAUCCGGCAUUGUUGGGAACCUUUCUGCCAUGUGCCGCCGAUGCUUAUCACAGGGUUAACCCUCAAUGAGCCAUAACGGACGGCAGGGAAGGAUGAGCGAGUGUUCUGGGGCAGCUGUUUCCGGGGCGGUGAUCCUGGAGGAACCUGAGGGUUCGGGGGCUUCAGGGGGCCGUGGCGAGGGCCAGGCCCAGGAGCAGGGUCCCCUUCGCUGUGCAGUUUGGCCUCGCCAGCAGACAUGGCUGUGUGUGGUCCCCUUACUUAUCGGUUUCAUUGGCCUUGGAUUGAGCCUGAUGCUGUUGAAAUGGAUUGUCGUUGGUACAGUGCGGGAUUAUGUGCCAACAGAUCUGGUGGAUGCUAAUCGAAUAGGCCAGGAUCCUAUCUUCCUGUCCAAGCCAAGCGGGAUUCCCAAAAGUCCUGAUACUACCACCACAACUACCCCUACAGUUGACGGCGGGAACCCCACACUUAGAACUGUAACUGUAGCGAAAGGUAGAACUCGUUCCACCGCUACCACCACGACUAUAAACCCUAGAGGUGGAGGAGCCUCGGGUAGCCAGGUAACCCCUCGGAAUCCUGUAAAUCGUAAUGGACGUGGACCUUCAGGUUUUACUACAACCACUGCAGCACCACGGACAACCUUCGUAAUUGGAGCCGCAACUUCUAGCCCCUCACCGUCCAAUCCAACUGUACUCCAUGACUCUACGCAGAUGUGGACGCUGGAGCAUACUACUACUGAGACGGUCUCCACCACGCUCACCACGCGUACGCAUGGCCACCGCAAAACACCAUCUCCAACUGUCCCUCCGCUGCACUCGGAGCAUUUCAAACCCUGUCAUGAGAAGGACCUGGCCUACUGCCUGAACGGUGGCGAAUGCUUUGUCAUUGAGACGCUUAGCGGGCCUCACAAGCACUGCAAGUGUCGAGAGGGCUACCAGGGAAUCCGCUGUGACCAGUUUCUGCCAAAGACAGACUCCAUCCUAUCUGACCCAAAUCACUUGGGCAUCGAGUUUAUGGAGAGCAAAGAAGUGUACAAGAGACAAGUGCUGUCAAUCACAUCCAUCGCUAUGGCGAUCAGCCUCCUGGGAACCCUGUGCAUGGCCCUCUACUGCCGCAACAAGAGGCGCAGAGAGAAGCUCCAGGCCCACCUGAAGGAGAGCCGCAGUUUGAAAAACUACACUGCAAAUGCCCAUAAUGCCCUGGAUGCAAAGAUGAGGACCCCUAACACCAACCUGCAAAUGCAUGAGUACUGCAAACGCUCCUCCCAGUCUCGCCAGGGAAACGUUUGUGAGUCCAGCUUUGCCCACUGCAACAUCUCCACCACACCCUCCAGCAGCUCCAGAGGCACAGCGAAACACCACAGAAGUGGUUCCUUGUCUCACAGCCCUGAUCAGAGAUCCCGGGCAGCCCAUUGGUCAGCGCCACGCAGGACCCCGCCCAUACCCAGGGGACGACUAAAUCCAAUUGGAGGAUCCAAGUAUUCAGGCCCUGCCUACCAACACCUCCAGGAAGUAGAUUCAUCUGAGAGGGAGGCCGAGGCACAAAGAGGUUGCCAAACGCAGGCAGAGAGCCAAUGUGACGACCCCAGACGAGAUGCCUUCCUACAUAUGCAAACUCCUGUUUCCAUGGAGACAUCGUCGCCUUGGAGUGGCCGCAUGGAGGUGCAUUCAGGCCCGUGCGCCCCGUCCGAGCACAGCGAUCCAAACCCCACCACCCACAGUCUGCGCAGGCCUGGACGCCGUCACAGCCACUCCCCGCCUCCUCCAUUUCGCUCCUGCUCUAUCCCCAUCAUCCCCUCCGUCCAGUGUCACCAUGACAACGAGGUGUCUUGUAUGCAAACCAGCGUCACACCGGUGACCACAGCGAUGUCAUCCACCUGUGGAGCCAUGCCCUGCAAGGAAGCGAGGAGAGAGAAGGCAGCACACGCCACUUUGUCUUCUUCUUCCUGUUCAUCUGCCAUUGGUCAGCAGCAGGAUGAGGUGGCGCUGCUGCUGGAGGAGGCGCAGGAGCAGCUCAGGGCAUUGGCGUUGGCUCACAGGAGGCAGGAAGAAGGUGGGAUCAGCAGCAGCGGAUUGACGGCUACGCUGGUGGAGGCCAGAGAAACUGUUUGCUUCCUGAACCUUAAUGGAGGAAGUGCCGGGGCACUGAGCUGUAACGGACCCACGCAGACCCAGUUACUCAGCCCCAGCAUAUCACACAGAGACCUGGGCCAAACCAGCCAAUGAGAGGACAUAAUUUAGGACAUUCACUUUCGGUUUGACAGUGUUUGACAGACUCUGGUGUUCUGCAUCUGUGGGACGCAAAUGGAAAUGCGGAAUUUAAAAAAAAAAAAAAAAUGUAAUAUCAUGGAAAUUCUGAAAAUGUGCUGAUGAUAUGCAUACUGUAUGGAUACAAACAUACAAACACUUCUCGAGUGGCCGCCUUUACACCGACUGACAGUAUGGAAAAAGAGAAAAAAAAAUAUUUACAUGCAUUUAUUUACAAAACAAGAGAAACACUUCUACUUAGACAAAAAGAAACCAAAUAGUCUGUCAACUCCAUGGUGUUUUUAAUUGUAAAAAGAAUAUAUAAAUAUAUAUAUAAAUAUAUAUGGAUAUAAAUAUAUGGAAUUCAAAAAGUGACCAAGUACAAAGUUGAAGAACACAGGAAUGAUGUAACUAUUUUCUUUUAUUUUUCUCCUCCCUGUUUUGUAUUAACCCUGUCACAUUUUGGUUCUGGCUCAGUUCUGACGAAGGAACUUCAUUAACGUCCAGCCACACGUCCGCCGGCCGUGAGUCGGAUUCUGUGAGUGUGCACGGAAUCCAAAGCGGCCGACGAGGAAGGAGCCUCCACACCAAUUUCCCCCCUCUGGCCUUUUGAAAACUCGUCUACCCAGCCAAGAAUUACAGUACAGCCCUCUGUGGUUACCAACAACACUUUGAGGAUUUACGAUACAAAACAAAAACUCCCCGGCCGCGUGUGUGUAUGUGUGUGUGUCAGUGUGUGUGCUCAAGUGCAGCGAGGGAAGAGAGGGAGAAGAAGAAAAAACAGGAAACAACUUCUUCUACAGUUGGUCAGAUUUGGGAGGGCGGAUUGUUAAAGACAGCACAGAUGCUGACUCCCUUUUGGCCAGCGUUUCAAACCAAUCUAGAUUAUUUUUGUUUUUGUUACAAAUGAUAUUUUCACACACAUAUGCGCACACACUCACCUGUGCAUUAUUUUUUGGUUUGUUGGAUGGUUGGUCAGAUGGUCGGAUGAAUGGACAGAAGGACAAAGGAAGGACAGAGGGCUACGAGGCACCACAGGAGCUAAUCUGACAUUUUUUAGUUUCUUUUAUUUUCCAUUUUUGGUUAUUAAUGAACAAUGCUGCUUUCUGGGGCUGAUGGGAGGGAGAACCACGUGGUUUGGGUAUUGAAACAAAUAAAUGUCUCUAUGUUGUAUCCUAUGAAUUGGAAGCUUUUGAAUCUCUGUAUGAACUGACAGCCAAAUGUUUCUGGUGACAAAAAGUAAAAAAUUGGUUGCAAUUCUGGUAAAGAUUUUUUUCAAAAUAACACUUGUUUUUGGUUGAUUGCUUGGAAGACAUUUUGACCCUGUCGAAAAACAUGCAUGCUGGAUAACAUCAGUCUGGUUUACACUGAUAUGCUGGUUGUGUCCUUUGGCCUUCUCACACACAAACUGGUCUAAACUGGCUUGAGACCAGUUUUCACAAUGUUAGCUGGUAGUUCCCUCUUUUCACCAUGCUGCCUAGAAUACAGAGGUCAGUGAUAAAUAUUGUUUUUAUUUCAAAAUGCAACACUAUACCAACCCAGUCGCCAGGAAAAAAUGUUUGCAUUGUACGUUUCUGCUAACCAUGAAUAUAUUACAUUUGUACAUUAAUAUGUAGCUGACUUGUUGAAACUUUGGAUUACGCUUCAACAAUGUGGUUGUGUUUAGGCACAAAAAAACUUUGGUAUGGUGAGGAAAAGGCCAUGUUUCUGCUUAAAAUGUUGGUGGGGACACACUAAAACUAAAACUUAAUGCUUCUCAACAAGCUGUGGUUAACAUGCCGUUAUGCUCGGGCACAAAAACCACCAAAACACCUGUCACUUGGAAGGGAUCAUGUUUUGGCUUAAAAUACGUGUUUAAUGGCACAAAAGCUGCAAGAAUAAAAAAAACAGGUUAGUGAAAAACACACAAGUUGGGUGGCUUGAACACCACUAGGAAACGCCCCCAACGUUAGUUGUUGACGUUCAGGGUUUGGCAUUCUUAUUGAAAGUGAACACUGGCAUCCCAGGUGAGAGUCGGUGGUUGUUGGACCCAUCCACCACCUCUCUCUACUCAACUUUCGCCCUCUUAACUUACACUGUUGUCUGGCCGCGUUUGCCCCCGACACCACUGGGCACUGUUGCGGAUUAACAUAUCAUGCCAACAUGAAAGGACAGCUAUUUUGCCAGUGUCUGACGCCCCAAGUCACUGACCAAGUGCCAGCACUUGACAACUUUUGAGUUAGACUGGGUUGAGUAUGUUGGUGCCACAAACACUGGUGGAAACACUUUCAAAGGGCCAAAAACUACUGGUGGUGUUGUUUGUUGGUCUGAAGUUUGGCAGGUGUCUCACAUAUGUGAUGCGCCAUUCACCAUGACCUCCACCUGUCAUUGACAAAGUCUGCUUAUAUACUACGUCGCUUUAGAGCCGUUGAUGAUGAUGAUGAUGAUGAUGAUGAUAUGUAUGAAAUGGCAAAUUUUACGUACUCAUGGUUUGCAGGAACAUACAAUGCGAGCAUUUUCCUCUGUCAACUGGGCUGACUAUAUAUCCAUUAAUGAAAAUAUCUUGAUACUCACAUGUUG
This is a messenger RNA of Epinephelus fuscoguttatus (brown-marbled grouper), 6411 nucleotides long. RefSeq names its product pro-neuregulin-3, membrane-bound isoform. Gene Ontology annotation, molecular function: chemorepellent activity. The transcript has 9 exons. Bases 1675 to 3831 code for a protein of 718 amino acids. Lineage: Eukaryota; Metazoa; Chordata; Actinopteri; Perciformes; Serranidae. The record is from RefSeq and is a predicted model, not a curated record. Gene Ontology annotation, biological process: animal organ development; nervous system development; intracellular signal transduction.